Messenger RNA from Eremothecium gossypii ATCC 10895, 567 nucleotides. RefSeq names its product Slx9p (gene SLX9). Gene Ontology annotation, biological process: maturation of SSU-rRNA from tricistronic rRNA transcript (SSU-rRNA, 5.8S rRNA, LSU-rRNA). The transcript has a single exon. The record is from RefSeq and is marked provisional. Lineage: Eukaryota; Fungi; Ascomycota; Saccharomycetes; Saccharomycetales; Saccharomycetaceae. Gene Ontology annotation, cellular component: 90S preribosome; nucleolus; preribosome, small subunit precursor. Bases 1 to 567 code for a protein of 188 amino acids.
AUGGUUGCUAAAAAACGUACUCAAUUAAGAGCAAAGGCGAUGCGCCAGCGGCGCAACUCUUCUGAGGCUAUGGAGACAGAAGAGCUUCCCCCGGAUCCGAAGGCCUUCCUACACCAGUUGCGUGAGUCCAAACGUGAAAAGCAGCUUAACCGGUCACAAAGCUUCCUCAACAGGCUGCGGGACCAAGCCGGUAAUGGUGGGAUAUCCAAGUCUGCGCUUCGCCGCCGGAAGAAGAGAAUGAAGGAGGAGUUGAAGCCAAGGAUGGAAGACCUACUGACCAGUUUGAAAGAGGAGGGAGUACUGGAAGAAGAUGAGUCAGGGGAGCUUGCAGCGGUGACGGGUGUCACUGCUAUCACGGCAUCGAAUGGGUACAGCGGUCUGCACGAUACAGCUGAGGCUUGCGGGACAGUCCGUAUCCGGAAGAACGAACCUAGCAUACGUACACAGAGGGGCGCGAAGCUGCUGACUACCAAAGAACAGGAACGCUUUACCAAAGUAAUUAGCAACGAGCGCUUUCGCAGCAGUCCCUUUGAGACGCUGCGGGAGAUUAUUAAAUCUCGGAAGUAG